Messenger RNA from Peronospora belbahrii, 222 nucleotides. The record is from the annotation of a GenBank genome assembly. Lineage: Eukaryota; Oomycota; Peronosporomycetes; Peronosporales; Peronosporaceae.
AUGAGCGCUGAACAUCAGCAUUUUUAUCUGACGCGGAAGUUUCCUACGUCACUUGAAGAGACGUUUGCGAUCACGUUGCGAGAAGACUUCAGUGUCGUGGCUUCGCCACCGAAAUGGCUGGUUUGCUUUCGCGGUCGUCAGCGUGGUCACCAUACGGCUGUAUGCCGUGCGCCGGAUCCUGUACUCGCUGCGUCUGACCUCUCUGUCAACGCCGCUGAUUAG